Cercopithifilaria johnstoni is the source of this 1173-nucleotide messenger RNA. The record is from the annotation of a GenBank genome assembly. Lineage: Eukaryota; Metazoa; Nematoda; Chromadorea; Rhabditida; Onchocercidae.
AUGAAAAUUGAAAUGAUUUUGAUAGUUUUAUAUUAUAUAGUGUUCACAGUUCAUGCAGCUAUACAUCGUGUCACUAUGAAGAAAACUGCAUCCAUCCGUCAACAACUGUUACGAACGGGGAAAUUGAAGGAAUACAAACGGCUAGUCCAAUCAUCACUGAAACAAAGUGGAAUUUUUCAAUAUAUAGAAUACAUGGAUAAUCUUUAUGUAAUCAACAUUACCAUCGGAUCACCACCACAACAUUUCGAAAUUGUUCCUGAUACAGGAAGCUCAGAUUUAUGGGUUGUUUCAACUGAUUGUAACAGUGAAUCAUGCGCAGGAAGUGAAAUAUACGUGAAAAAUCAGUUUGAUCCAAGCAUAUCUUCAACAUAUUCAUCUUAUGGUCACAACUUUUCAAUAAAUUAUGAAUUAGGCUAUUCUGAAGGUAUACUUGGGAUUGAUCAACUUUCCUUUGCUGACUUCACAAUUAAAAGACAAGUAUUCGGUCUAGCAAAUAAUCUUGCCGAUUUCUUCGGUUACCUUCCGAUCGAUGGUACUAUGGGUCUUGCUUGGCCAGCUCUUUCAUCUUUUCACGUUACCACACCGAUACAAAAUAUAAUUGGCGAAUUAGAUUUGCCAAUAAUAGCAAUUUACAUGUCUCAACGAGAAAGUGGUAAAGGCGUAAUUACCUUUGGUAGUUCUGAUUACGAAAAUUGCGAUCCAGUGAUUAACUGGGUACAGUUAACCUCACAGACUUUCUGGCAAUUUACCAUACAAGGUGUGAGAGUUCAAACAUACGAGAGCACUGGUUGGCAACAAGCAAUCUCCGAUUCCGGAACAUCCUUCUUGCAAAUACCAUCAUUUCUUAUGAAACCAAUCCUGGAAAAGAUUAAUGCUACGUAUUCAUUUGUAUAUGAAGCUUACGUGGUUGACUGCAUCACGCAAUAUAUUGGUCCUUCUAUUCAAAUUAAGAUAGGCAGCAUUUAUUACUCAAUAUUACCCAAUCAAUAUAUUCAAACGUAUACCGAUAACUCUCAAUAUUCAAUAUGUAUUUUUGCUGCAUUCGAGAAUUUUGGUAUUGGAUUUAGUCCAUCAUGGAUUCUUGGUGAUGUCUUUAUCCGUUCUUAUUGCAAUAUCUAUGAUUUCGGAAACGGUCGUAUUGGUUUCUCUGAAGUUAUAGAUGAGAUACUUUAA